AUGGAGCCAGGAAAGGAGCAAGCUCCCCCCACAACUAAAGAUGGGCUAAAACAGAUCGCGGGAAAGGCCCUCGGGAACCUGUACAGGAGGCUGGAAAAGCGGCAGCAAACAGGUGAGGUGAUCGAGCUGACGGAGGAUGGGAGACCCUCGGCGGACCAGGAGCGGAAGGCGCCCCUGUGCGACUGCACGUGCUUCGGAGCACCGCGGAGAUACAUCAUCGCUAUGCUGAGCGGCCUCGGCUUCUGCAUCUCCUUCGGUAUCCGGUGUAACUUGGGUGUGGCCAUCGUCAGCAUGGUCAAUAACCACACGAUCCAUCAGAACGGCAAGAUCGUCAUCUUAGAGAAAGCGAAAUUCAACUGGGACCCGGAGACGGUGGGGAUGAUCCAUGGGUCCUUCUUCUGGGGCUACAUCGUGACUCAGAUACCAGGAGGAUACAUAUCCUCCAGACUGGCUGCAAACAGAGUUUUUGGAGCUGCCAUCGUGCUGACAUCCACCCUGAACAUGUUCAUCCCCUCUGCAGCCCGCACUCACUAUGGAUGUGUCAUCUUUGUGAGGAUAUUACAGGGGCUGGUGGAGGGAGUCACUUACCCAGCAUGCCAUGGGAUCUGGAGUAAAUGGGCUCCACCGCUGGAAAGAAGUCGUCUGGCAACCAUCUCAUUCUGCGGAUCCUACGCUGGCGCAGUGAUAGCCAUGCCUCUGGCUGGGAUCCUGGUCCAGUACACAGGCUGGUCCUCUGUCUUCUAUGUGUACGGAUGCUUUGGGAUUUUCUGGUACAUGUUCUGGAUCUUGGUGUCCUACGAGAGUCCAGCGGAGCACCCGACCAUCACCGAAGAGGAGCGGCGUUACAUCGAGGAGAGCAUCGGUGAAAGUGCUCAGCUGAUGGGUGCAAUGGAGAAAUUCAAGACUCCCUGGAGGAAAUUCUUCACUUCCAUGCCAGUCUAUGCAAUUAUCGUGGCCAACUUCUGCAGGAGCUGGACCUUUUAUCUGCUCCUCAUCAGCCAGCCUGCGUACUUUGAAGAGGUGUUUGGCUUUGAAAUCAGCAAGGUUGGAAUAGUGUCGGCGCUUCCUCACUUGGUCAUGACCAUCAUCGUGCCCUUAGGGGGCCAGUUAGCUGACUACCUGCGGACACACAACAUCCUGUCCACCACUGUGGUCCGUAAAAUCAUGAACUGUGGAGGUUUUGGGAUGGAGGCCACUCUCUUAUUAGUGGUGGGUUACUCACACAGUAAAGGGGUAGCCAUCUCGUUCCUAGUUCUGGCAGUGGGUUUUAGUGGAUUUGCAAUAUCAGGUUUUAAUGUCAACCAUCUUGACAUCGCGCCACGCUAUGCCAGCAUCCUCAUGGGCAUCUCAAACGGUGUGGGUACACUGUCAGGGAUGGUCUGCCCUCUUAUAGUGGGAGCCAUGACGAAGAACAAGACCCGGGAAGAGUGGCAGUAUGUCUUCCUCAUCGCCUCCCUGGUGCAUUAUGGGGGCGUGGUGUUCUAUGGGCUCUUUGCGUCUGGGGAGAAACAGCCAUGGGCCGAUCCUGAGGAAACCAGCGAUGAGAAGUGUGGCUUCAUCGAUGAGGAUGAGCUAGCCGAAGAGACGGGUGACAUCACGCAGGCGUACGGUGCAAUGGCCGGUCCCGCUAAAAGCUACGGGGCCACUGCACAGCUAAAUGGAGGCUGGGUGCAGGACUGGGAUAAGUCGGAGGAGUAUGUGCAGGAACCGGCAGGGAAGAUAUAUUCUGAGCGUGGCUACUCUUAAAGAAGGGGUGAGUCUGCUUCCAAAAAAUACAACAACAGACUCUUCAUCUUGGAUUGCACAAAUAAGCAUUAUCUUAGAUAUAUAAAUCCAUUCUGUGUAUUCAAGUAAAACGGUUACUAGUUUCAAAAAGCCAAUGUAAACAAAUAGUUUAUUGCAAUGCAGAACAAUCCUCAUUAGAUUGUCACAUGUUUCUCAUCACAUGUACCAACGGUAGGGCUUCACUAGACAGAAAGCAGUUGUAAAGAAAUCUGCAGGCCUAUGUUGUACUUCUUCUUAGGCACCCAAACCUCAUCAAUCUACUUGAACAUAAGCCAGAUGACACUGCAGUUGACCAUCAUAUUGGGUCUCUACCACUCUGAUUGCACUGAAACUAUAAGUAUUCAAAUACAAGAUUCUAUUCUGUUUCUCUAAUGUGUUUUAUGUACAUGUAUAUAUCUGUAUACCGUUUCUGUGAGACUAUUGUGGAUUUUGGGUCGUUGAUCUGUGUUAACAUUAAUAUAAAAGGCCAUAUUUUUCAUGGACAGUACCUUUUCAGGGAGAUGUCUGCUUGCAAAAAAGGUCUUCUUCUUCUCAAGCGAGGCCUAUAAUACACUAUGACAAAAAAAUAGCGUGAGUGAAGUUGAAAUGUAGAGUUUUAGUGUGUGUUUGUUUGCAUGAAUUUGCUCAAAUCAAUGUUUCAGAUGCAGCCACCUCAUGGCCAUCAAUAGUCCUCAUUCAGCCUAUACUGCUUUGUUCUUAGAUACGUGUCUUCUGCCAUUAGAAAUAACAAUACAAUGAAAUUUCAUGAUCAGGUUGCAGUCGUGAUGUGAGACAAUUCAAAAAAGUUCUGAAGGCGAUUGCUCAGAAGACAUUGUUUAUUGAUGUUUGGUGUGCACUGCAAUAAAUUCUGUGUACCAGCCGCCACCCAUCACAUUCUGUUUUGUAAUGUAACACUGGCUUGCUGUAUCUAAAUGUAAUUGUUUUGGAGUCAUGUGAUGAUUAACAUUAAGGUGUGUGUUUUAACAAAUUACUAGUGUCUGGAGAAUCCAGCUUUAGUGCUCAUGAUGAAGGACAUGUUGCAUUUUGACAGCGAGGAAUGCAGUACUGUAUAUGAACAACCAGGUUUUUGUGCUCUCUCUCUUUCUCUCUUGGUGUUUCUUGGUUGUUUCCAUUGUCACCAACAGUACUUUAUGGACACUUUGAUAUUGUCAUGUUUGAGUGGACCACAGGAAUUAAUAGAUGGCUCUUCCACCCGACUUUAUUUGCUAUGGAACACUUUGAUUUGAUGUAUGAAAUCUGCAAGGAUGUAUAAAAUAAAUGGAUAUUUAAGAAUGUUUAAGAUGACCAAAAGAUGCUAUUAUGGCUUUGUGCCUGAAGUUUAUGUGAAAAAGAUAAAUGUGAUUUUAUGGAUUCUAUUAUUGUGUUUAAAGAAGAGGUAUGUUGAUGUCAAAAGGUGUUAUAAAAAUACUCAUAUCAUUUUAUAAAAAACAAAACAACCAAA
This is a messenger RNA of Labrus bergylta (ballan wrasse), 3226 nucleotides long. RefSeq names its product solute carrier family 17 member 6a (gene slc17a6a). The record is from RefSeq and is a predicted model, not a curated record. Gene Ontology annotation, cellular component: excitatory synapse; synaptic vesicle membrane. Gene Ontology annotation, biological process: monoatomic anion transport; transmembrane transport; regulation of synapse structure or activity. Gene Ontology annotation, molecular function: neurotransmitter transmembrane transporter activity; L-glutamate transmembrane transporter activity. Lineage: Eukaryota; Metazoa; Chordata; Actinopteri; Labriformes; Labridae.